Messenger RNA from Lottia gigantea (owl limpet), 4434 nucleotides. RefSeq lists its product as hypothetical. Gene Ontology annotation, biological process: 'de novo' pyrimidine nucleobase biosynthetic process; L-glutamine metabolic process; L-arginine biosynthetic process. Gene Ontology annotation, molecular function: metal ion binding; carbamoyl-phosphate synthase (glutamine-hydrolyzing) activity; ATP binding. Gene Ontology annotation, cellular component: cytoplasm; carbamoyl-phosphate synthase complex. The transcript has 33 exons. The annotation marks the transcript as partial. The record is from RefSeq and is a predicted model, not a curated record. Lineage: Eukaryota; Metazoa; Mollusca; Gastropoda; Lottiidae.
GUAAAUAUCUACACUUUGCAGCCAAGAAAAGCGCAUCUAGUUUUGGAAGAUGGGCAUCAUUUUGAAGGUUAUUCAUUUGGUAAAGAGGUCUCAUCUGCAGGUGAAGUUGUUUUUAACACAGGACUUGUUGGGUACCCAGAGGCUCUGACGGACCCUAGUUACAGAGGUCAAAUUUUGACUUUGACCUAUCCAAUCAUUGGUAACUAUGGAGUUCCAGAUACCAAUAAAGUAGACGAGUUUGGGCUCAGAAGUUAUGUGGAGUCAGAUAAAAUUCAGGUAUCUGGUCUUAUAGUUCAAGACUAUACAACGGAGCAUAGUCACUGGAACUCUGUCCAGUCUCUAUCACAGUGGUUGAUGAAUGAUGGUGUCCCAGCUCUGUUUGGUAUUGAUACCAGAAUGAUCACCAAGAUGGUUAGAGACAAGGGGACAGUUUUGGGUAAAAUUGAGUAUGAUGAUCAACCUAUACCAUUUGAUGAUCCCAAUAUUAGAAAUCUGAUAGAAGAGGUUUCUACUAAGGAGAUCCAAUAUUUUGGUAAAGGAAACCCUAUAAAAAUCAUAGCUUUAGAUUGUGGUAUCAAACACAACAUGUUACGUUCUCUGAUAAUGAGAGGCGCAGAAGUGAAAUUAGUACCAUGGAAUUACGAUUUUACCACAGAAAGUUACGAUGGAUUAUUUAUUUCCAAUGGUCCUGGCAACCCAGAAUUAGCAACAGAAGCUAUUCAACACGUCAAAGUAGUGAUAGAAAGUGAUCGUGAGGAACCAAUAUUUGGAAUUUGUAUGGGAAAUCAACUAACUGGUCUUGCUGCAGGAGCUAAAUCUUAUAAACUUCCACUUGGUAACAGGGGACAUAAUCAACCGGUUUUAAAUGUAAAAACAAAUCAGGCGUUUAUUACUUCACAAAAUCAUGGUUUUGCCAUUGACACUGAAACAUUAUCGAAUGACUGGGAAGUUUUAUUUGUCAAUGCCAAUGACAGGUCAAACGAGGGAAUUAUGCAUAAAUCCAAGCCUAUUUUUACUGCCCAGUUUCAUCCGGAAGCAUUUGGUGGACCUACUGACACACAGUUUUUAUUCGACUAUUUUCUGGACUUGAUCACAACUAAGAAAAAGAAUGUCAUCCAUGUCAUGCCUAGGAAAAAAGAACAGAGAUCCAACUGUCUGAAGGUAGAGAAAGUGUUGGUAUUAGGCAGUGGUGGACUAUCUAUCGGACAGGCUGGAGAGUUCGAUUACAGUGGUUCACAAGCUAUUAAAGCAUUACGAGAAGAAGACAUUCAAGCAGUAUUAAUGAAUCCAAACAUAGCGUCAGUUCAGACCAAUGCAGAGGGAGAGAAACAAGCGAAUACUGUUUACUUUCUUCCCAUAACUCCCGAGUUUAUAACUGAAGUCAUCAAGCGAGAAAAGCCUGAUGGUAUCCUGUUGUCUAUGGGAGGACAGACGGCUCUAAAUUGUGGAGUUGAGCUUCACAGACAAGGCGUCUUCCAGAAACACGGGGUAAAAGUUUUAGGUACACAAAUUGACAGUAUUGAAGCGACAGAGGACAGACAAAUCUUUGCCGAUAAACUGAAAGAGAUAGAUGAGAAAUUGGCACCAAGUAUGGCUGUAGAGAGUUUACAAGAUGCAAUAAAAGCAGCUGAAAAAAUUGGGUAUCCGGUUAUGAUAAGAGCAGCAUAUGCUUUAGGUGGACUUGGAUCUGGAGUAGCUAAAAACAAAGAAGAACUUACUCGGAUAGCGACAAAUGCAUUUGCGAUAACUAACCAAGUGUUGAUCGAGCAGUCAUUGUUAGGCUGGAAGGAAGUGGAAUAUGAAGUAGUUAGAGACGCCUUUGAUAAUUGCGUUACUGUUUGUAAUAUGGAAAAUCUUGAUCCGCUUGGAGUACAUACAGGUGAUUCUAUUGUGGUUGCACCAAGUCAAACUUUAUCCAAUGAAGAAUAUCACAAGCUAAGAGAGACAGCUAUAAAGGUUGUCAGACAUUUUGGUAUAGUUGGUGAAUGUAAUAUACAGUAUGCUUUACACCCUGAAUCAUUAGAUUAUUGUAUCAUAGAAAUCAAUGCUCGCUUAUCAAGGAGUUCCGCUUUAGCUUCUAAAGCAACGGGAUAUCCCCUAGCUUUCAUCGCAGCUAAACUAGCUUUGGGAAUAGAUUUACCAUCCUUACAGAAUCAAACAACAAUGAUGACAACAGCCUGUUUUGAACCUAGUUUAGAUUAUAUUGUAACCAAGAUACCCAGAUGGGAUAUGGACAGGUUUACUCUCAUGUCUAAAGAAAUAGGUAGUGCUAUGAAAAGUGUUGGAGAGGUGAUGGCUAUCGGACGAACCUUUGAAGAAAGUCUCCAGAAAGCUUUAAGAAUGACACAUCCCACUGUUGAUGGAUUCAAGGCUGAAUUACCGGCAGGUAAACAGUAUCCAUCUGAUUUUAAUAUUGAUCAUAAUCUGACAACACCAAAUAAUACCAGAAUCCACACUCUUGCUAAGGCAUUUAAAUCUGGUUACAGUGUCAACGAUAUACAUAAACUAACUAACAUAGAUAAAUGGUUUUUACAUAAACUGUUUAGAAUUAUUAACAUUGAAAAUGAUUUAUCUAUCUUUACCAAAUACAAUUUAGAUGAAGAACUAUUGGUGUUAGCUAAGAAGGCUGGUUUUAGUGAUAAGCAGAUUGGACAAGCUCUCAAAUGUAGUGAAGCUGAGAUCAGAAAGCUGAGACUGGAUAAAUCUAUCAUGCCAUGGGUCAAACAGAUUGAUACAAUGGCUGCAGAAUAUCCAGCGAAAACUAACUAUCUGUAUUGUUCUUAUAAUGGAAUGGAACAUGAUUUAGAUUUUACUGAUCAUGGUACGAUGGUGAUGGGUUGUGGACCUUAUCAUAUUGGUAGUAGUGUAGAAUUUGAUUGGUGUGCUGUUUCGUGUAUCAGAGCUCUCAGAACUAUGGACAAGAAAACUGUUGUGGUAAAUCACAAUCCCGAGACAGUCAGUACCGACUUUGAUGAAUGUGAUCGAUUGUAUUUUGAAGAAUUGUCUCUUGAAAGAGUUUUGGAUAUUUACCAAACUGAGCAAUGCAGUGGAGUGAUUGUCUCAGUAGGCGGUCAGAUACCAAACAAUCUAGCUCUACCAUUAUGGAAGAAUGGAGUUAAAGUAUUGGGUACAAGUCCUUUAAUGAUAGAUAGUGCUGAAAACCGAGGCAUAUUUUCUGGAAUAUGUGACUCUCUUCAUAUUAACCAACCUGAAUGGAGAUCAUUGAGUACUUUGGAUGAUGCUUUAGAUUUUGCUGCGACAGUAGGUUACCCAUGUUUGUUAAGGCCCUCCUAUAUCCUCAGUGGAUCAGCUAUGAAUGUUGCUUACUCUCCUGGCGAACUAGAGAAAUAUUUACUUGAAGCAGCCCAGAUUUCUAAAGAAUACCCUGUCGUAAUAACCAAAUUCUAUGUUGGGACAAGAGAAGUGGAGAUGGAUGCCGUAGCUAAAGAUGGAAAUGUUGUUUCCCAUGCUAUCUGUGAACAUGUAGAAAAUGCUGGUGUACAUAGUGGUGAUGCUACUUUAAUGUUACCAACACAAACUAUUACAGCUCCAGCUCUAGCUUCAAUUCGUGAAAUAACUCGUAAAAUUGCUCAGAGGUUUGAGAUAAGUGGACCAUUUAAUAUGCAGUUUUUGGUAAAGGACAGUGAUGUAAAAAUAAUUGAAUUGAACCUACGGGCAUCUAGAUCUUGCCCCUUUGUUUCUAAAACUAUUGGAACAGAUUUUAUAGAUACUGCUACUAAAGUCAUGUUAAAUGAGCCAUUGGAUUUAUCUACAUUACCAACUCUGAAUACACCCCACAACCCUACAUCUUAUGUCGGAAUUAAGGCACCAAUGUUUUCAUGGCCAAGACUGAGAGAUGCUGAUCCUCUGUUAAAAUGUGAAAUGGCUUCUACUGGAGAGGUGGCAUGUUUUGGUCGAACGAAAUACACAGCAUUUUUAAAAGCUAUGAUGUCAGCAGGUUUUAAGAUACCUAAAGAAAACGGCUCAGUUUUAGUUGGUGUUGAAAAAUCAUUUCUUCCCAAUUUUUUACCCAUUGUUAAACGACUCUCUACUAUUGAAAUAAUCAUAUCUAUUAUCUUACAGAUCUAUGCAACAGAAAAGACGGCUGAUUAUCUAAAUUUACACUACAUACCAACUGAAGGAGUUAGCUGGGAUAUUGUUGAUACUAAUCCUGAUUUGGUACCAGCCACAAGGUUGAUAAGAGAAGGAAAAAUAAGUCUAGUUAUUAAUUUACCAAAUGAACAUACCAAACAUACAAAAGACAAUUAUUUAAUACGUAGAGCAGCUAUUGAUUCUACUACACCAUUACUUACUAACUUCGAGAUUGUUAAAUUAUUUGUUGAAGCUUUGGAUUAUGUUGGUAAUGUUCAAGCUACCAGUUUAUUUGACUAUCAGAAGCCACGAGAAACACCUCCUAGAUUCGCCCAAAACUAA